CGAGAACACGUAAUUUACUAAAUCAAAAUUAAACAUGGACGGCAUAGAUCAUAAAGGCUUUCUCAAGUUUAAGAAGCCGCAUGAUGAGCUUUUCGCUGGACAAAUAGACAAUACAGCGCCCGUGAGAAAGAUAGUCGAUGAUCUUGUGUACAUUAACCGUCAAGCGUUCGGGUUUAUCCACUCGAAUAGGCUCCCUCGGUAUUAUAACCUGAGAACAAACAAGCACUUCCUGAUCCCGGGCCACUUGCUCGCGGCCUUCCCGGACGACUGGGAUGGAGAUUUAUCCCUCGACUUCUACCAACCGUUCCGAUACAAGUCUAUGCAGCCAAAGAUGAUCGCGACAGUUGGCAAUAACAAUGACAAAGAUCCUAUAGCUGAAUUUCUGAAAUUGAAACAAAAGUGGUAUAAUGUAUUGGAGUGCCAGAAAAAAUCGGCUCAUAUAUUUAAAAUACCACUUGUUGCUCAUUUAAAAGAACACAGUGAUGACAUUAUCUCAUGUCCGAAGCACCUGUUGGACAUGGCGAGGCACUGGGAUAGCGACCCAGACCCAUACUUCAACAGUACUUAUAACUGGUACUAUGCUGGGAAUGGCAACAUGCAGCUUUUGUCCAUUGAUAGCAAGGACUACUUGAUGUGCAGUGAAAUCAACAUCUGUUAUUUAUUUGAAUUCAAUAGGGAUGAAGUGACAUUCAGCAGGGACGCAGCAGCAAUGUUUGACUGUGGUAAAGGCAACAAUAUCUGUGAAAGCAUAUGCUCCUCCCAAAAUAUCAUAGCUUUAAGGACUAAGUAUAAAAUAUUUGUACUCAAGAUCGUCACAACAGAUGACGAGUUAGAAAUAGAGCAGUUGAAACUAUCUGAAUCGAAAACGGCAUACACUGGCAUUUCGUUUGAUGAGUGUCACAAGAAUAUUUUGUAUGUGACAGAUUUGAAAAACACAUUAAAAAUAGUCAAUCUAGACCGGCUAAAAGCGAGAACUGUUGAAUUGAAAAACUCAGUUAAAAGUUUAGUGAACAAUUGGAGCACAGUGAUUAGUAAUGAGCGGGCAUAUUACACACACGUAUCUACGAGAGCUAUAACAUUGUAUGACAAACGAACAAAUGGUGCUGUACGUCGGUGGAGCAACCCAGAUAGAGUAGCAGAUGAUGCCAUAUGCAGUCUCAUCAGUGCCGCCAAAUAUUCCCUGAGCGGGCCUUACCUGUACGUCGCCACAAACCACAACUUAUUACUAAUGGACAUGCGAUACCAAAAGAAUUUAGCUCUGAAGCCCCUACAGAGGUGGACGCACGGCAUGCAAUCUUUCCCGUCUUACAUAUCAUUAUGCGGCUUCGAACGUGAUAAGGAACUGAUCUGCUUGUCGAGUCAAUGGUGUGAGGAUACUUGUGUCGUGCCCAAUUAUUUGCAGAAGGACUGGGCCGAUCCUGAAUUUAAGGGCAUGACGAUACCUUAUCGUCUGCCUAGUAUUAUUGAGACGUUAAACGUGGCCAAACAGGAAUCGCUAUGCACGGAUUUGUAUACAGCUGUAGAGAAUAGAUUGGUGACGGCGUUAUCUGGGAGCCUCCUGCUGGAAGACGGGGAGAAGUACGUGGUGCUCUCGCAGAACAGUCUCGGCGACGUGACGUCACACGUGCUGUACCCGGACCACAUGUCUACUCCGGAGGACGAUGCGCCGAAAGCCCUGCACGAGUGGAGCCAAAGUUACAAGGACGAGAAAAAAGACUUCAUAGUAACAUUUUACGCAGACAUUAGCCCAAUUUGGAAGAUGUUAGAGAAAAUUCCGGAAGGUGAAUUCAAUAAGAAAUUUGAGCACGAGACGACGAAUUUUAGUGAGCAGGAGGUGCUGGACGCGUUUGAAAAAGAGGAGAUUGAUAAGUCUCUGCUGGAUGUGUGGGUGGACAAGGAGGAAGACGAAACUAAAACCGAUGAUAGGGAUCAUGAAUCUGAGUCGAGUUUGUCGCUUGGUAUUAUGAAAGAUGAUGAUUAAUAUUU
Messenger RNA from Cydia amplana, 1986 nucleotides. RefSeq lists its product as uncharacterized. The record is from RefSeq and is a predicted model, not a curated record. The coding region runs from base 35 to 1981 and encodes 648 amino acids. NCBI's taxonomy places the organism in Eukaryota, Metazoa, Arthropoda, Insecta, Lepidoptera, Tortricidae. The transcript is spliced from 4 exons.